AUGAGAGAGAACAGGGAGGUGGCCACCGUGGGUGUCGCUUUCGGAGGAGGAAAAGGACGCUGUCCGCUGUGCACCGCCGUUCCGGGAACCACCGCCGCCUCUGCCGUCGGAGAACGCACUGUCGAACUACCAUAUCUGAACCUUUAUUGCUCUGUAAAAUAUCCUGUAUUUGUCUCUAUUGUUCUUGGCUAUAUUGUUUGUUGGGGUUUGUCUCAAUUGGAGUCAGUGGUGGAGGUGUUGCCGCUGCUGAAAGCCAAUGACCGGGCUAUUGCUGGUUCUGAUUCUAUUAUCCUGAUUCAAAAUUCUUGUCCUGCUGCAACCAUCAUCAUCACCGUGAAAUUAACGUUGUUGCUAUUCCAAUGGAUGCGGUGUCCUCGAUUUCAUUGGAAUUAUCACUGUUGCUGCGAAUUUAAAAUAAACGGAUUUAUCACGGUUAAUUCCUACGGAUUCGACUUUUCGAGGAACCGGAUGAAUCAUUAUGAAGAAUUAUACUGCGUUUGAUUUAUAUGUUGUUGUAUUAAUUAGAUUAUUUUCUUCCCUCGUCUUUGUUAUUACAAGUUUUUAAGAGGGA
Molecule: messenger RNA, 571 nt
Organism: Arachis ipaensis
Lineage: Eukaryota; Viridiplantae; Streptophyta; Magnoliopsida; Fabales; Fabaceae
Source: RefSeq, a predicted model, not a curated record